CCCGAAAUGAAUGAUCAGCUGUCCUUCAAAACCCACCCUCUUUUCCCUUAUUCUAUAUCCACACACACAUUCAAUACAAAUCAAUCCAAUUUUAAAAAGAUACAAGAGUCGUACUAGCAGUAAUGCAUUCGCACCGCCGAUACAGUGAUUAUCAUCGCGACAGCCAACAACACCGAUCGUCGCGUUCUCGUUAUUAUGAUUCAGAACGUCGUUAUCGCCAUGGCACGACUGCCACUACUCAGGAACAUCAUCGCUCGAACGCAUCAUCAAGGUUUGAAGACAGCUGAUAACUUGGGGCAGACGGGACACAACCUAUUCCCUGCUGAAUUACUACUGCGACGGUCAAUUAUGCUGACGAAAGAAAAAAAAAUAUACCUCGCAACUACUAUCACUAGCGAUUCUUCAGUCAAAAAGGAACACAGUAUUAUUGACAAAAAGCAAGACCAAUACAAAACCUCCGCCUCAGCCCCAACACCAGCGGCACCCGCAGCAGCAACAACAACGGCAACAGUAACAGAAACCUCAAACCCAACACCCGAAGUGUCAAAAUGGGAGCAACAGCAAAAGGAAACUGUCAUUGCUUUAGAAGCAGACGAAGAAGAGGAAAAGGCAGUGAUGGAACCAGUGCUCAUUUCGACGACAACAGCAGCAGAGAAAAAUAAUAGCCACAAGAAGAAUGGGACACUGGUAACGACGGUAACAACAGCAGCGAUGAACAGCGCUUUUGCAGAAAAAAAGGGCCAAAGUUUGCCAAAACCGUGGGUUGCAAUGACUUCUAGCAAAGGGGAAACGUACUAUUAUAAUAGUGAAACCGGGGACUCGACGUGGGACAGCCCGGUAUUAGCGAAAAGCAAGAGCAGCAGGGACAGUGACAUUGCGACCAACGCUGGGAAUAUUAACAGCAGUAGUAUUAAACGACGAAGAACAACACCGCCCUCAUCAUCAGCGGCAGCAACGACGGCUUCACCUGCAGCAGAAGAACGACAGCGACAUCGUUCAAAAGAACGUCGACCCGUAGCUCAAAACCUUGUACACCGCACCGAUGUCCGUAAAACUCCACCGCCACCGCCACCGCCAGCAGUACCGUCUUACGACCGCUACCAUCGGGUGCGAUACGAGGACCAGGUGUGGAUGUCAAGGCGGGAUGGUUUAGUGGACAGAGCAGCCUCUUCAUCUUCUUCUUCUUAUCGCAACAUUCGAGCACGCGACCCUUACUAUAAUGGACGAGAUUAUGGCCGUAGUAGAGGUUAUCGAUAAAGAAAACAAUGGGUUCCUUUAUUUGCUCUAAAAAAUAUUCCACAUUUUUCUGCAUUAUCACAUCGCAAUACGCACACGCGCAUUGCACGCAUUGUAUCAGCGCAUCAAAAAAAAGAACGCGAAACUCAUCAUCAGACGCAACGCGCGCGGAACACGGAUCGACAUACGUUUUGUCUGGAGACUCGGCAGUUCUUUGUAGUGGGGGUGGGGUGGGAGUGGAGAAUGGGCGCAAAGGGAGGAGUG
Molecule: messenger RNA, 1500 nt
Organism: Zychaea mexicana
Lineage: Eukaryota; Fungi; Mucoromycota; Mucoromycetes; Mucorales; Lichtheimiaceae
Exons: 1
Coding region: 196-1257 (353 amino acids)
Molecular function (GO): protein binding
Source: RefSeq, a predicted model, not a curated record